This is a messenger RNA of Paramisgurnus dabryanus, 6174 nucleotides long. Its product is annotated as 5'(3')-deoxyribonucleotidase, mitochondrial-like. The record is from RefSeq and is a predicted model, not a curated record. NCBI's taxonomy places the organism in Eukaryota, Metazoa, Chordata, Actinopteri, Cypriniformes, Cobitidae. Gene Ontology annotation, cellular component: mitochondrion. Gene Ontology annotation, biological process: pyrimidine deoxyribonucleotide catabolic process. Gene Ontology annotation, molecular function: 5'-nucleotidase activity.
UAUGGUGUAGAUCUGAUCCAUACUCCGGAACAGAAGGGGGCAGUAAUGCACCUAAACGCUGGAUGCCAACGGCCGUAAAAAGAAGAAGUUGUGUGACAAAGAUGCUCUGAUUGAAUAGAUGAUCCUCUUUAAACCGACGUCCAGUGAAAGCGGAAGUGCGUGUUGUCAGAUUUGAUGUAGAGCGGAAAAAGAUAACAAUAUUUAAGUUAAACAUAAAUUUUUGUGGUUUAGAUAUUUAAAACAAACUUCAUAUUUUAUAUUCAGACUUCUAAUUUAGACCAAUUCAAUUUCCUUUAAAAAAGAUAGAUAGAAAUACUGCCGAUUUAGCAAUUUGUUUAUUUAUAUAUUUUAUUAGACUUCAUGCACAAACUAAUUUAAAUUAAACAAGUUAAACAUUAUUUUGUAAAAACAAAAAAGUUUUUAACACUCUGAACGUGUAACCGAUUUCUGGGUGGGCUAUCUCUCUCUCCAGUGUAUUAUCUUGGUCCGGCUGUUUUCCGUGGCCGUUUAGACUGAAAACAACAUUAGUUUGCUGACAUGGAGGAAAUAAACUAAACGGCAAAAACAGUGCAUACUUGUAUUAUAUUGUUUACAAGGCUUGCGUUUGGCAUAAAGUGACACUUUGCAGCUGUUCAGGCAUUUGUAUAACGGUAUACAAAUACAAAAACAGGGGUCUAUGGGGGAGGUCACCACUGCAAUUCAAUACCAUCGAGUACUGGAAAAACAUGAAAUCGUGACACUCUGACCCCGCUGAAACAAACAAAAACACUGAAACAAAGACAAACGCGUGAACAAUGUGCACAACAACUGAGAGAUAGCAGAAUGAGCUACAAUACGACCUGCUCUUUUCUGUAACAAAACACCUCCCUGUUCAUUUAUAAUUAGACAAAACUUUGCACACUGCAAAGUGACAGAGCUGGAUUUGGAGGACUUUGGAUCGGUGUACUUUGAAAGCUUUCGUUGCGGUACGAUCAUCAUGACUUUACUGCCGAAGAUCUUGCGGUGUGUGAAGAGAGGCGCUUCAUCAUUUCACUUUCAAUGGACUGCCAACAUGUCAACGAAUAACAGGAGACUUCGAGUACUGGUGGACAUGGACGGUGUACUUGCAGAUUUCGAGGGAGGAUUUUUAAAGAAAUUCAAGGCGAGGUAUCCGAACGAGCCGUAUAUAUCUUUAGAGGACAGGCGAGGCUUCUGGGUAUCGACACAGUACGGGGAAAUGAGAAGCGACCUGUGUGACAAGGCCAUAAGCAUUUGGGAGUCAAAAAACUUUUUCAUUGAGCUGGACCCUCUACCUGGAGGUGUGGAAGCUGUGAAGGAGAUGUCUGAGAUGGAAAAUACAGAUGUCUUCAUUUGCACCAGUCCAAUAAAGCAUUACAGCUACUGUCCAUAUGAAAAGUUUGCAUGGGUAGAGAAACACCUGGGCCCUGACUUCCUGGAGCAGAUUAUCCUGACCAGAGACAAGACCAUAGUGACCGGAGACAUUCUCCUAGAUGACAAACCUGAUAUCUUGGGUGUGGAGCCCAAUCCUACCUGGGAACAUGUUCUUUUCAGUGCCUGUCACAACAAGCACCUGCCAUUGAACCCCUCCCAACGGCGACUUCUGUCCUGGUCGGAUGAUUGGAGGGAAAUGCUGGCAAGUAAGCGCCAGUAACCCUACAACCUCAAACAGCCCAUUUUGCAUCAUCUUGCACCAGGUGCUGUCAUACAUUCAGUCAAUGAUAAGGGGCAACAAGCUGAUUGACGCACAAAUUUUAGAAUAAUAAUAUAGUUAAAUAUAACAAACAGCCCUCACAUACCAUGUUACUCUCUAAAGGUCCAUAAUAAUGCCUUUUAUUGUUUGCAUGAUCCAAGGCAUUGUUGAAAAUAUUAAGUAAAGGGGUGAAUGAGGGAUGCAAACAAGUUUGAUUUUAAUAUCGAAUACCGUAUGUGUUCAUUUGUGACUGAUUUGAUUUUUAGCAUCACUUUAGUGUCGUUUUAUUGUUUAUUAUGCUUAUAUUAUACUCAGAAUUUUGUUUACAUUAAAUUUACAUAAAGCAUAAACUGCCUUCCUCUUUAAUAUAAAGAGGGUGGGAGAAAUUGUUUGUAAGGAUGGGAGAAUAACAAAAAUGUGUCUAAUCGCACAUUUACAUAUUAGCCCCACCAUAAGCUACUUUAAAGGUUCAAUCAUGGCAUUUUUUUAAAAUGCGGUUAUUAUUAGUAUUAGUUAUUAUUGUUUUGAAUGGCCUAUAUUGUGAAAGCAAUAAAGCCGAUAUAACACAGAUGUAAUUACAGUAAACAAGAGACAAAAAGAAAAUUGGUAAAAAUAAAUAAACAUUUGAUAUGCAUGGCCUUUUUAAGUACUUGUACUGCGGAUCUGAGACCUCACGUUACUGUUUGAAUAAGACUUAGCUACACACCAGACCAGAAUGUAAUUAUGUGUAACACAACGUAACUUCACGUUUUAAAGUGAAUCAUGAUUGAUGUCUGUCAGACACAGUGGCGGCUUUUGAAACUCAUCAAAACAUCGUCAUGUGUGUAGAUCGUCAUGACAAAAUAUGUGUUUGGCGCGUCAUGUUAAACCUAUGUGCAUGGCGUGUCAUGUCAAAAUACAUGCCUGUUACAGACGCCUCGUAAGGGUUUAUGAUAAAAGAGACGCUUGGGUUUGCUAGAUACUUGCUUAAUUUAAUUUGUAAUCAGAGUUUAGUGAUAAGUGAGGGUCUUGCGAGAUGUGGUCAUCUCUUUUAUCAUGAACCCUAUCGACACAUAUGCAGCAGGAACGUAUUUUGACAUGACAUGCCAUGUACAUAGGUUUAUAUGACGCACCAAACACAAAUUUUGAAAUGACGAGCCACACACAAUAAACCCCGGACACAUAUUUUGCUUUUUUGCCCUUCUUGGAAGAAGACUCACUGGCUGCCACUGGUCAGACAUAGGCUUUACAUCUGAUUGUCUUCAUUAUGAAUAAUAAAUAUAAGAAACAGAAAGAUUCAUUGUCCGCUGCAGAAAAUAUAUCGAAUUAUCUGCAGAUAUAUCAUUUAUGGCCAUAUAUCGGUCCGUCACUAGUUAUUAUCAUUAUGGUAGGAGUAUGCAUGUAUAAUUUUAUUUGUGGGAGAAUGUAUUACCCAAAGUAAGACACAUGUGUUCUUUGUUGUUAUAUAUCAUAAUUUAGCUAUGUUGUAAGUCUCACUAGUUGUCUAGAUCAGGCUGAACACUAUAUGUUUAGUUAAUCUACUGUGAACAGAACAGAGAACGUGUUUUGGGCUUGUAGCACUCUUAACACUAGAGGGCACUCUAACUACAUAUAAUAUUAUAGUCAUAAAAACACCUCUAAUACUUGGAUGUUGCUUUGUUUAAUGAGCCAGUGUUUAUUCAGAUCUCGCUCAGUAAUUUAUUGGUUUCAAGCAUGCAUUUUUUUGGGGGGGGGGGCAAUUUAUGCCUUUGUUUGAUAGAUAGAUAGUAGGCCUAUUUAAGGAUAGGACAGGAAAGUACAGCAAAUGGGUACGGGAUCGGCAAAGCGCCUUGAGCCGGGAUUCAAACUCAGGUUACUGAAAGUGCUUUUCAAAUAUAUGUCAGAGCACUGCCCACUCACCCCUCGACUCCAUGAGUUUUCUUCAUGUCUUGAGGGUAGUUUUAAUAUACUUGGGUGUUGAAAAUGUCAUUUAAAGAAUAGUUAACCCAUAAUGAACAUUUUGCCAUCGUUUUUUCACUCUUGUAUCAUUAUUUUAUCAUUUUUCUUUUGUAUUGUAGUAAAUGAAAAGUUGUGUAAGUGAUGAAAACAUUUUUGGGUGAACUAUCCCUUUAAUAAACCAAAAUUAGCGGUAAUAUUGUGUGUGAAAUAACGCAUAAGUUUCUUUUAAUAUUUAUACAAAACACAAUACAUUUAUCUUUUAUGAGCCAUUGUAGACAAUACUUAUGGGCUCAGUCACAAUCACAAAUCUUUUGUGUGAUUUUAAAACAAGACAGAGUUUAUCGUUCAUUUGAAAGAACAAACAAACAAAGUGUAAUCUUAAAGAUUAAAUAGUUUGGCGUAUUUCAUGAAACCGCAGAUGAUGGAAAGAGUCUAGAGAGUUUAGUGCUGUUCAAAAUGACAGAACUCUCUCUCCAGUGCUUAUGGGAACACUAAAGCUCAAACACAAUGGAAAUGAGCUCAUGAAUUUCAUUCAGGAUAUCAGCUAAGCAGCCUUAGCUUUAAUGAAAUUCAAAGAAAUCCUAAAGGGAAAGAUUAAACUGAGCCUUUAUUAUAUGUGCAAAGUACCUGGUUAUCUGAAAUAAAGAAAUGCAAAUGUAAAAACAAUUAAAACAAAGAUACCCUGUAAAGGUGAAUGUAAAAGGUGAAGUGCUAAACCCAUGCCUCUAUCAAUUGAGCUACUGUAUGCAUUAAAGUCAAAAGUUAAAUAAGUUUACAUGAUCUAACACAUGUAAUUUAGUUUACUCUGCAAUAGGAGAUCAUCUUAAUUUUUAAAGGCCGGACUAUUAAACGGUAGACAGCCCUAGACCAGUUCAGUGCUUGAGAAAUGGUUGCCAUACAUUGGUGCUGCAUUUAUAUAACUCAGCAAAAUAUUAGCCAAGAAAGCUGUGUGAAACUGUUCUUUGCUUGCCUUUUUGGGUUUAAAAAAUUUUUGUUUUCGUACUUUGUGCCAUGUAAUAGAUAUAUAUAGAUUUUGGCUUUAAAUUUUGUUGCUAAAUUCUGUUUUUACACAUUACACUGGAAAAAUGCAGCAUUUUAGUCAAAUCAACAUAUUUUAUGUUACUUGUUUUUGUAAGUUAUGUCAACUUAAAAAAUAAAAAAGUAAGUUGAAUUGACUUGCAAGUUGUUUUAACUUCAUGCUGAAUUUUUUUACAGUGUAGGGGCGGUUCACAUUUCGCAUCUUUUGCGUGCGCAAAUACGUUAUUUUGAAUGAAAUCUAAUAGAGAGCAACGCGGUCGCUACGCUAAUUUUUUUCAGGCGUGUCAGUGCCGCAGCCAGUUGAAAAUACUUUUCAGAAUGUCUCUUUGGAAAGAAGGAGGAAAGCAGUGUGGUUGUGUUUUCCUUAAAUGUGGAAUGUGAACCGCCCCUUAAGUUUAAAGAUCAACAAUAGUGGUGCUAGUAGCUCUUGGCUUUAGUAAAAAGCCUGGACUAUUCUGGAGACCCUGUGACAGCACCUAACAUGUGCUGAGAAUAAAACAACCAUGAAUACCAAAUCUAAUGUCAAAGCUAUGCCUCUGGCAUAGUAGUGUAUUCAUCAGUAUUACUGUAGUUUUAGAGAAAUGUUUGCAAAUAUUUAACAGGACUUUUUUUCUGAAUGAUGUAACCUUUAUGCAAAUGAGAUGUUUUAAUCUAUUUUAACUACAAAAGAGCAAAAUAUAAACUCUGUCUGAAAUGUAAAAAACACAUGUAUUGAAAAGAUGAUGAUUGAUUGGUGUAUAAAUAAUUUAGAUGAUUAUGUAAAUGUUUUCGGCGUUGGUAUUGACAUGCCGUGCUUGUUUUAUCACAGUGUUUUCUCAAUAAAUAGUUUAAAGGGAAAGUGUGUCAUUUUCUUUUAGAUGUUUCAAUACUUCUUCUUAUCAUUUAACAUGCAGAAUCAACUAAAGCCAAGCUGUUUGUAAGUUGAUGCCCUUAACUUUACAUCUUUAAAAAAACCUGAAAUUUUUAAAAAGCAUUCCCUGCUGCUGUCACUGGGGAUGUACCAUUUCAAAAAAGUACACCUUUGCACCUGCAAAAUUCAUAUUAGUACAUCAGAGGUAAAUAUUGGUACCAAAGAGUGCAUAUUAGUACUUCAAAGAUACACAUGAGUACCUAAGAAGUACAUGUUGGUACCAAAUGCAUACAUAUCUGUACCUGUCAAUGGUUUUUGACAAUUUUUUCUGACAGUGUAAACAUAAAGUGUGUGAACUGUCAUUGUGAGGCAUUAUCAAAAUAUUUCUGUUUUUGAUCAGCAACAUUGCCUGAAUCAUUUCUUAAAUGUGUCCAUGUUUAUAACACAGGCUGCCAGUUGAUAUUGUCCUCAUAACAGUGAUGUAUUGGUCUUGUUGACAAAUGCAAAUGCACGAGCGUCCUGGCAGAGCUGUAAGUGUGCUCAAUUAUCUUUUGCCAUGAACAUGAAAAUUAAUGCAUGCUGUUACUCAUCUUGUUAAUCACUGUACUGUAUGAUCUUGUGCUUCCCUACAGUCAUGUGGAUGUCACAGUUUGUGUUUGUUAAGGCUUGAAGGACUAAA